This is a messenger RNA of Bipolaris victoriae FI3, 1059 nucleotides long. RefSeq lists its product as hypothetical. The record is from RefSeq and is a predicted model, not a curated record. The coding region runs from base 1 to 1059 and encodes 352 amino acids. The transcript is spliced from 3 exons. Lineage: Eukaryota; Fungi; Ascomycota; Dothideomycetes; Pleosporales; Pleosporaceae.
AUGGCUCCAAACAAGAUGCAAAUUGACGCCACGUCAGGCGGCGGCAAUCAUGGCCCACGGGGUCCGGGUGGCCGCGCUGUGCGACCCAGGCGAAUCGUGUGGUGCCUGAAGCCAUACAUUGCCGUGCCAUGGGCGAGCAGCAAAGCGUCACCAAGGCGAUGGAGCGGCCAGCAGCCAAUGGGCCAGCGGCACAGGGGCUGGCGGUCGGAGCUGCUGGGUGGAGCAGGUGGCCGGCCUCGAACACACUCACAUGCAUCCCAAGACGACAGGGUAGGUAGGGUUGAUGACGCCUACCCACCGCCCGCAUCCAUGCCCUUGCCAUCUGCAUCCCAGCCCGCUUUCGCCGCCGACGUUGUCACCGCCACCGUGGUGUUCGGGCUUGGGGAUCGAUGUGCAAAGGUCACGCUGAUCGCACCACAGGCUCCGCAUCGCCCGACUUACUCGUCUCCUGCUAACUGCAGCCUUUGCACUGCAUACCUGCACCAUGUAAGUAAUAGCGAUGAUAGCAGUAGUAGAGCAGCAGUCAUAGGCCAUGGCCCCCGCUCGCCGACACCUAAACGUCUGACGCUUCCGUGGGCCACCUGUCGUGGGAGGCAGCAACUCAACGGCCGCGGCGGCACAAUUUUUUUUUCACGCAUGGCGAACGGGCCCGAGGUGACGGUGGUGGAUAUCGCCAUCAGGCUGCGAUUCGUGGGCUAUAUUAAACAACAAGGCACUCGAGCACAGUCACCAUGCCACGCGCUCGUCUGGCGGCGGCUGUUCGCUGCUUGGAUUGCUGGCCCUCUCCUCAGGCCUCUCCAGGCGCAGCGGCCCAGUCAGCCCGCUACUGCAGGCGUGCCGAAAAGAGGGCGGGAGGCCGGAUUGCACGAGCAGAGGCGGGCGAUACGUGGCUCGCUGUGGUCGCAGGCGCAGACGGCGGUCCCUGGCGGCGUUCAUUGGCUUGGGGCGUCUUGGAGGUGCAUUCGCUCGCUCCAAUGCGUGCACAACCACUGCAGCACUCCUGCGUCAGGAGUCAUGACCGGUAGUCACCGCAACCCGUGGGCGGAGGGGGAGACAUGA